Schistosoma spindalis is the source of this 7918-nucleotide messenger RNA. NCBI's taxonomy places the organism in Eukaryota, Metazoa, Platyhelminthes, Trematoda, Strigeidida, Schistosomatidae. The record is from the annotation of a GenBank genome assembly.
AGUGCACAAGGUCACUUGGCUGUCAAGGUUGUCUUGUACUUUGGAAUAUGUAAAUGCUUAUUUAGUUUGUUUGACUUACUGAUACUUCAUCAUAUGUACAUAAUGCAUCCAUUUGUUCAUGUGUCUCCAGAAAAGUCCAGUGAGAGGAAUCUUGUUACCAGUGUAAUAGGUGCUCUAAGUGAUUAUAUGCCCAGGAAUCAGUAUCGUACGUGUGGCUCCACAGAACAGGUGUUUAGCGUGAAAUUUGAGGAAUGUGAUGCAAGCAAAUAUAACCCAGCCUACUCUACUGUUCUAUCUCUAGUCACUUGUAAAGGAUCAUACAUAUGGGGGAUUUCGUUUGGCGGUAAUGCUACACUGCUGUAUGCGGAGAGAAAUACAUGUACAAUAGACUUGAAGCUGCUUCCUACUCCUUCACAUACUGGUGAUUCCUUGUUUUCCAGCAGACCGCUUAUGGCUAUCUGUGAUACUUUCAGUUGUGCAUCUUCUCAUUGGCAGGUGCGGUUUAUUUCUUUGUGCAAUCGCAAUGUAGUUUUGUCGUACUACUUAGAGUCAAAAGCGCUCUCAGUAGAUGCAAACGACAGAUUUGUUGUAGUAACACGAACUGAUUCAAUAACAGUAUUCUCAGCACUAACUCUUACAGAACUCUAUACGAUAGCACAUGUUAAAUCAACACUUUGGUCAGACCUCUUGCCGAAAAGCGUACCUUCUUCACUUGGAGUCCGUUGGUUGGCCUUCGCAGAUUCCAAGCCUGUCUACCAACAUCUGUCCCGAUGUGGCGACGCAAGUACAGAUGAGUCACAACCUUUAACUACAACAGUGUUGAGUAUGAAUAAGCGUCUUUGGGAAGGGAUUUCAGCCCUGGCUACUUCAGUUGUUUCUAGUUCAUUGGGUCCAAAUCCACCAAAUUUGCGGAAUAAUCAUCUUGAUUCUCAACAUCAAGUCCCACAAACAACUUUAUCAGAUUCAUUUCCACAACAUGGAUCUAGUCUAAUUACUUCAGAGGUGAAUAACUCAUCUAUAUCGCCCGGUUACGUAACAAUAAUUGAUUUGCAUACAUUAAAUUGUGAACAUGCAACUUUGCGAAAACUUGAAGAUGCUACGGCAUCAGUUCGUUUAUGUUCUGCUAGUUCGAAUCCCUCUGACUCAUCAAAUCAAUAUAAUUGUACCAAUCAAAGAGCUCAAUCAUGCUCUCCAAAUAAUCAACAUACAUGUAUUAAAAUGUCAGGAGUGAAAUACUUGAAUGUUCAUGAAUUUGGUGGGUCGGGAGCCAUUGUUGCUCAUUUCAUGGCUCAUCGUUGGGCUGGUGUUGCUCUCUUAAAGUUUGAUCCAUCUGGAAGUCUGUUGUUCACUGCGUGUAAGCGGGGUCACUCAUUCAAUUUAUUUCGUAUUGCUAAUCAUCCGUUUGACGAGCGUCAAACUGCUGUACAUCACUUAUACAUUUUGGAACGUGGUAAUUUACCAUGUGAGAUUGUGGAUGCUACUUUCUCUCAUGAUUCUCGGUGGGUAGCUGUUAGCAGCAAUCAUGGGACUACACAUGUCUUCCCUGUUACUGCUUAUGGAGGUCCGAUCACUGUUCGUACACACACUCGACCUCACGUUGUGAAUCGUACUUCGAGAUAUCAUCGAUCAUCUGGUUUAGAAGAGUAUCAUCUAACCAGACCACAACCUGAGAGAAGUGCAGCUGAGUCAACUGGAUUUAGCAGUAACUCCUCUAGCAAUUCUAUCAAUAUUCCGUUCCACAUUCCCCAGUCUAGUUCUAUGAAGCAUCCUCAUACUAUCCGUAGUCAAUCGUCUGGUUUCGCAUCUGGUGUGUCUAGAGCAACUUCGAAUUUUUGUCAAACUGCACCAAUUGCAGGUUUUGCACCUCAGUGCCCUCAUCUAGGAUUCACAGCUUUUAUGACUCCUCUCAAAGAAACUCCUGACUGUUGUAUUAAUAAGGGGAGUUCCAAUUCCUCGUCGAUUCUUGCUGAUGAUUCAGCAUUGUCUGAUGCACCACUCUUUUUCACGCAUUCAAAUCCAUUUUCUACAGAAUCAUCCAGUAGUCUUCAUGUUUCUGAACAACCUACUAUGUUGUUUCUAAAUAGUGAAGGACUAUGUGCUUGUCCACCGAACGCGUUGUAUAACACUACUAAUUCUCGGUUGCCUCCCUAUCCUGAACCUUGUCGAGUUAAAGCUGAAGCAAGAUUGAAACCAUCUAGUGGUAGCAGUGUGACGUCUAUUGCUCGAGGCGCCGCCAGUAGUGCUUUUGAAGCUGUAACACCUAUGAAAAAUAUAAAUGCGGUAAUCGUUAAUCGUCACUUAUCAUCUGUUAAAUCAUGUUAUUCUGAUCCUAAUCAUGUCCACUGCCCUGAAGUUUGCACUUAUACACAGUUGCCAGUUAGUACAGCAUCUCGUUCUUCUUUUCAUUCACGCAAGCAUACUCGGCGUCACAGAAGUGGGCAAUCACUUCAAAAUUUGGAUCAAGAUAUGUCUAGUCCAACAAGUAAUAGUGUUAGAGCUGCACGUUUUGGACCUCCUGUAUGUUUCCUUCCUAAUCAACUUCGUCUAAAUAAUGUAUCUUCAGACUAUCGUAGCGACCCGUAUGUCGGAAAGUCUCGUGCUGUAGAUGCAUUAUUUAUUCUGACAGCCGACCUUCGCUUAAUAGAGUACGAUUUAUGUGUUAGUGCAGAUGAUACAGCUACAGUCGGUGGGAAAUUAUAUCAGGAUGGUUCGAUUCGUCUAGAUUGUGUAUCUGUUGGCGAAUGGAAUUUACAUACAGAUGCUGUGUACCUGCCUCCAUUUCCUAGACAGCAUCCACUUAUUUUAGCCUCGUCCACAAUUCAAGCAAGAUGUAAAACAAAUACGUUUAAAUCGGACUAUGCUUCUAAUUUAAAGAUGGAUGGUCGAAGUGAAUUUGCAUUAGAAUCUGAUAAAAAUCUGUCGUCCACCUCUACAAAUUACGAAAAGAUCAUAUCAACGUUGAAAUCCAGUUUACCCCCAACUAAUAGCAGUCAAAUGAAAUCUGGAUUGUUGGAAGUAAAAACAAACAUCGACGAUAAUAAUUAUGAUAGUAAUAAAGACAAGAAUGAUGAUGAUACAGAUGAUAAUGUUGUCACUCCUGCUGGAUGGACUGCUGAAGAUGUUGCUUCUUACUGGUAUAGUCAAGUUGAAAUAACUACACAUUUAGGACCUUUACGUCGUGUUUGGAUGGGUCCACAGUUUACUUUUCACACUUAUUCAAAACAACGUGAUUGGAGUGGUUGUGAUCUACGGUUUUCAUCAUUCAUUAGUUGUAGUUUUUCAGAUAAUAACAAUAUACCUAGUACCACACAAAUUGGCUCUACUGAAGGGAAUCUAAAAACAGCAUUACAUCCUACUCUUUUAGAAGCAUUCACAUUAAAUGCACCAAUUAUAUUACCUCCUAUAGUAGAUAUGACUAAUGAAUUAUUAAUUAAAGAUCGGUAUCCUGCCACAUUCAUACCAUCAUCACAUGGUUCCAAUAGUAGCUUAAAUAUGAUUCCAUAUCAAGGUUCUUCUUCAACAUGUACUUCCUCUGUUCAUGCUUUUAUUCAUCCGCAUCCUCAACAUCAUCCAAAUAUCGCUUUGGCCGCAAUUAAUCGUAAUACCACUUCGUCCAAAACAAUUAUGUUACCAAGACUACCAUCAGGUUUAUUAUUGGAUUCAAAUGCUAGUUUCAAUAGUGCACAGUUAAGAUGGCGUAAUUCGUCAGGUGAACAAACUCGUCCACUUAGUAUUGCUGGUGGUUUUGGACCAAGUGGUGAGGCGAUUGUAAUUGAAGGUGGUAAGUUGUGAUUGUUUUAAUAAUUUUUAUUAUUUUCGGUCUUUCAUUUUGAUAUUAGAUGUUUGCAGGUGAUCAACAUAGAAUCAAGGUUAUUGGACUUUUAAUGAAAAUCCUUUUACUUUGAUGUUCCACUAUUUAAUUUAGCAUCACAUUCAGAGUCUUUAUUAAUAAAUCCUUUUUGACUCAAUUAUAAAAAUGCGUUAUAUUGCUGAUAAAUGGUAACAAAUAUAUAAGGUUAAUUUUUGCUGAGUGAUUGCUAGUAGAUAUGGAAAAAUAGUUAACACUGCGUAAUAACCUGCUAAUAGUGUUAAAUAUACUCCACCAAUCAUCUGGAACUCAUCUAUUAUGUUCACAUGUCCAACUUCAUCACUCAUUGUGAAGCCGUUAUUUUUACCUCCCAAUUGUAAUUCAUUGAUAUAGAUUCAAUUUCUCAUAACUGACUCGACUUUAAGUGUAGAUUUUAAAACUUUCGUAGUAUUCAGGUUUUUUAAGCUUAGUUUUUGCACUUAUUGAAAGAGUAUUGACCCCAAAAUUUUGUAGAUUUCAGUUGAAUUAUUUGCUUUUUUUAAUAGCUAAGCUAUUUUUGAAUCCACUUCUUAGAUUCAGUCACUGAACGAUCGCUAUCGGUCUAUGUAAGUUGCUUUGGUUUCCAGUUGUUUGUUUAGAGAAUUUCCAUAGCGAAGGUGUACCAGCUAGAAUCUAUCUUUGUAUUAUGCUAUAUGUGUUUGUUCUUAUUUUAUCGUUUUUGAAGUAAUCAUUACAAUUGUUGCAGUUAAUUUUAUAGCCCAUUUAUGUUACUUUCUUUUGGUAUCUCAAUUUUAUUAUUCAAAUUUUGUAAGUAAUCUUUAUAAUAAUAAUAAUAAUAAUAAUAAUAAUAAUAAUAAUAAUAAUUUUCAUAUUAGUAAGGUGAGGUGAAUUCACUUCACUAGUUAAGUAUAGUUAAGUGUAUUAAACCUUGGAUUGCAUAUUAUAUGAAAAUGAUAGAUAUUAGCUGUUUAUUUGAAACAAAGUGAAUAGGCUUAAAUACAAAUCUGUUAAUAAUUAAAUAAUUGGACAAAUAGAAUUAAUUAAUUUGAAAGACAUUAUCUAAUUUCUUUACUGUUUUGGUCUCAUUAUUUAUAAGUUGUUAACUGCAAUUGUUAAUAUUUUCAGUAAAUAUACAUAAUGAAUUAUGUGUUGUGUUAAAUAGUAAAUAGAUAAAUAUUUCGUACUGUUUACUUUUUUUUUCUAUAAAGUGUAAUAUUCAGGUUAUGUAACAAUAAAGUUUGAGAUGAUUUUCACUUUUAGUAAAUAUGUUUAUAGUCCUUUCCUUCGUACUCCAAGUAACUUUUAAAAUUCACAUUGAUCGCUUUCAUUAAAAUAAAUGAAAAAAAGUUUUUCAGCUCUGGGAAUAUACUCUUGGUGAUAGAAUGUUCUAAUGUUUAAUGUGAAUGUUUUUUUUUAUAUUUUAUUUAAUUCAUUUUGUAUUGUUUGUUUGAAUCUUCCCAUUGAUGUUUAGGAUUGCAAUUGAUCAGUCUCUUAUUGGCGUCCUGGAUUCCAUUGUUAGCCAUCAUCCAUCUUUUGCUUAUAUUACAUUUAGUUUAUCAUAUGAACUUUUUUUUGUUGAUUCUGUUAUAAAAUCUAUUUUUCGGUAAAUUUGUUGAUAUUUUGACUUAUAUUGUCUAAUUAGAAAGUUAUUUGUUGUUCACUUCAGAGAAACGCUUUUUGCCAAUCUACUAGUUUUUUUACAUAAAAAAGAUCUGAAAUUAAAUAAAUUUCACUCGAAUAACUUGCUUUGAUGGUCGUAUGCUAGAAGUAUAUAUUGAAGUUGUAUCUGUAAUUGGUAAUUUGAUUGUAAUCAAUAUGGAGCAGGUUUAUGCGGACUACUGACUGUUAUUGAUAUCACGAACAAACCUAGUUGAGACAAACAUUAGAAACUAGAAUAGACUGGACAGCCGUUUCGUCGUAGAAUAGCUUGCAAUCUCGCGUCCAAGCACUCAACCUUUAGACCAUUGAAUCAAAAUCCAAUGUUGUAUUUAUCUAAUUUCAAUCAGUUAGCGAUAUUAUUUGACCUUAUUUCAUGGUCUUCAGUGGAUAACUGCCUCACUCUAUACGUUCAGUGGAUGUUUAACUUAGGUCCGUUCGUGAUAUCAGUAAAUCCUAAUCGUGAUUAUCUUUUUGGGAUGGAAAGAGUGUUUAUUAAUUGUACUUUAUAUCUAUUUGAGUACUAAGGCUGCUAUGUAACUGAAAGUUGGUUGGUUUUUUUUAACAAUUAGUUAUCAGUCGUUAUGCAUCUUUAUCAUUCUAUCUGUUGUUUUCUAUUCUUACUUUGAAAAAGGGAGUUAUCAAGACUCAAGUCUGGGUAGUUCUUUAUCUAGUUUAGUCGGUCGUGGUACGGAUGAUUUGGCUCAGUCGAUUGCUGAAGCUAUACAAGAUGAGGAAACUAACUGGAAUGUAGAUAAAAGUUCUACCAAUCUACCACAAUUGUCAACUGUUAACAGUAAUCGUGGUGUAUGGCAGUUCAGUGUUAAAUCUACUACCGUCUCACCGGGUUCAACUAAUAUUAGUGGAGGUAACGGUCCCGGAUUAUUUCGACUGCCUGGUACUGGUAAUAUUCCAGUUCAUUCGGUAUUAACAGAAGCUGAUUUCCCCAGUCAAGAUACUUCACCAUCAUCAGCUAUGGAUAAUUUUUCACCAAAACAUGAAUUGUUAGAUAAUUCACUAAUUGAGAUGAACAAAAAAUCUAAAAAAAAUAAGACAAAGAAAAACAAUACAAACAUUUAUCCAAAUGAAAAUGUAUCAUCGGACGUUAAUUUAUUGACAAAUAAAAGUGUUAAACGGAAACAUGGUAAAAAAAAGUCAAAAAUGAAACGUCAUUCUGUUGUCAUUAGUGAUGAGUUCACUGCUCCAACUUCAGCAGUAACAAUAACAAAUCUUUAUCCAUCAGGUUAUGAAAGUCUAAGCAAUUCACCAGUAAUUCAAAAUUUGUAUUAUAAUUCUUCAAAUUUAUCAACAUUUUCAUUACCAGGUGAUUUACAAGUCAAUACAACAUAUGACAGUGAUAAUAAUAUGAUGAUGGCUAGUAGUCUAUCCAAUCUUCCUUAUAAUCAAAAUUCAUUAAUCGACAAUGAGAAGAAUAUCAAAUCAAGUAUGGAAACAUUUCAAAUUGAAGAGAAUUCACAAAAUAAAGUGGAGAAUUCUAACGAGAUAAAAACUCUCAGUGCUGUUAGUGAUGAUGAGAAUGAUAAAAAUUGAUAGGCAAAAAAACUGGACAAACUGAUGAAAGCGAUGGAUAGAAUUAUCAACCAAUAUUUAAUUCAUAGUAAUAAUUAUUCAUGAAGCUCUGUGUCAUAUGAAGAAACUUUUAAUGAAUCUUAUGAUGUAAUAAUUGAAUAAUAUAACACACAUUUGCAUAGGAUGGAUAAUUUUUGUUCUAAUAUAAAAUUGUAUCCUCUUCUAUCGAAACAUUAUGAGUCAUAACAACUACACGUUCGAUUAAUAUUUCAUUUAUUCACAUCUAUGUUUAUGUACCCAGGUGCUAUUUUUCUACUAUUUAGAUGUAAUGCCUCUUUUUUGAAUUUAGGAUUUCAUUUUUAUCCGCUUCCUCCAAUUUCCAUUCAUUCUACAAUAAAACACUUCAAAAUAGAAAAGAGGUAAACAGAUUUCUGUUCAUUUUAAAGUCAUUCUCUUUUGAUUAUUUCGCUCCUAUCAAUCAAGCAAAAUACUUCUUGAUAAUGACUAACGCUACCGUUAUUUGUUUAUUUUCUCGAAUUGCUUUUUUCCCCACCAUAUUAACAAAACAACACAUUCAUCCACACCGAUAACCUUUAUUUUGUUUUGGUAUUUUUCUGUUAUGUAUAUGUGUAUGUCGGUAUUAUUCUUCUUUGCUUUUUGUCCCCGGUAACGGUUAAAACAUGUAGCCUGAUAUUCCCUCUUUCUCUUCGUAUGCACACAAAUUUACUUAUCUAUAAAAUACGUAAUAGACAAAAUAUAUUCGAAAGUGUAAUUAAUAUCUCUUGAACGUUUCUUUCCCACUCCUUUAUUUCUUUUGUGCGCCAGAAUAUCUGUUUUACUACAUUUUAAGGUUUCUUUAAAAGUAUACAGAGAUUGAUAAUAAUACUAUUGUCAUUCUAGCAAAUAUAUAAAAGAUAUACAAUA